AUGUCGGAUAGGCCUGCCAAACGGAUAUGCGUGAGCGCAAACUUGGCUUACAAGUUGAGACCGGAUCUGGCUGUCCCUAUCUUGAAUAUUACUAUUCCUGUCACCAGUGAUGCUGCAGAUGGCCUCAUCUUUUUCACUCCGGAAAGCACCUAUGUAGAUAACACAAACCACGGUCCUGUUCAAAGCGGUCCGUACAUCUUCACAGAUCAGGGCGAAUUAGUCUGGUCGGGAUUCGGAUUCAUCGGCCCAAGGAGCGAAAACUUCCAAGUCCACACAUACAGAGGACAGCAAGUGUUGAGCAUUUUCGAAGGCUCGCAUAACUCACCAAUGGGCCAUGGCCAUGGACGAACCACCAUACUCGAUAACAGACACCGGUACUUGAAUCAGAUCAAGGGAGGUGGACAUAAGCUGGCAGACCAACACGAAUUCUUGUUCUUUGACGACAACUCUGCUGUCUUCACCAUCUUUGAUCCCGAAAUCAGAGACCUCACUUCAUAUGGUGCUACAUCGGACGGCCAACAAUGA
Molecule: messenger RNA, 525 nt
Organism: Penicillium cataractarum
Lineage: Eukaryota; Fungi; Ascomycota; Eurotiomycetes; Eurotiales; Aspergillaceae
Exons: 2
Coding region: 1-525 (174 amino acids)
Source: RefSeq, a predicted model, not a curated record